GGCGGUCUUCCUUCUUGACUUCUGGAAGCAAAGCACGACACGAGUGCACUGCACUGUGUCAUUCGUUUUCGACGACGAUCCUCUUGCUCUGACAAAUUUUCAUGUGAACUCGCACGUUCGCCACCUUUGACCGUUCCAAAGCUCAGGUGUUCAUGAAUGAAAAUCUUGUCGUCGGGUGCGACGAUUGGAUCAACCUCUCUGACCAUUCAAUGCAUCACAUCACGAACCGCAAUCUCUCUCUAUCUCCACCACCACGCGAAAAAGGGCCUUGCGAUGCGCUUCCCACUUCGCAAUUUUGCAGCUCCACGGAAUGCCAACCUCCUCUCUCCAUCAAAGCCAUGGUGUUUCCCGUGUUUCUGGCUUUCUGUUGCUUUCUUGGAUCGUCGCUGGCACAAGCCACGGACACUCUGUCGGCCAACCAGACGCUGCAGGAUGGACAAACCUUGGUUUCAUCUGGGCAAGUCUUUGAAUUUGGCUUCUUUAGUCCUAACAACACGACUGCCAGGUAUUUGGGGAUUUGGUACAAGAACAUACCUCUCGAAGUCGCUUGGGUGGCCAACAGGAACAACCCAAUCACCAAUUCCUCAGCAGAAGUGGCACUGAACUCGCAAGGGUCGGUGUCUCUCCAAAAUGGGUCCACAAAUUACUGGUCUGUGACCCCAGUUGGGGCUGUGAAUGAGCCGUUCUUGAGGCUCCUGGACAAUGGCAACCUCGUUUUGAGUGAUGCAAGUGUUUCUGAUGAUUCGGGGAACUAUCUCUGGCAGAGCUUUGAUAACAUAACUAACACUUUGCUGCCGGAGAUGAAACUGGGGUGGAAUUUGAGGACCGGUUUGAAGCGGAACAUGACUUCGUGGGUCUCGGCAACCGAUCCGUCGAGCGGCCUAUACACGUUUAGCCUCGAGCCGCCCGAUGCUCCACAGUUGAUUCUAUGGAAAGGGAGCCAGAAGCAGUAUCGAUGGGGGCCCUGGAAUGGAGAGAGGUUCAGUGGGAGUAAUGAGCUCAAGGCCAAUCCGGUCUUCGAUCCGAUGUUCAAUUCUAGCCCUGAAGAGGUGUAUUACACAUACACGGUGGUUGAUAAUUCGACCCUAUCGAGAUUCGUCGUGACCCCGGAGGGUGCGAUUCAAUAUCUCGCUUGGAUGGACAAUCAAUGGACGAAUUUGGUUACUCUACAGAGGGAUUAUUGUGAUAAUUAUGGCAUCUGCGGGCCAUAUGGAACUUGCUAUGAUUCCUCUGAUGCAAAUUGCAGGUGCUUGAAGGGGUUCCAGAAAAACGAUUCAAACCCCCUUGAUUGGACCGGCGGGUGCUCCCGGACAAGGGGUUUGAGUUGUGGAAAUGGUGACGGCUUUGUGAAGUACAAGGGUUUGAAGCUGCCAGAUAAUUCGCAUCUGUUGGGGAAUAGGACCUCGAGCCUUGAGGAAUGCGAGACGGCAUGUUUGAAGAAUUGUUCUUGCAUGGCAUUCACUAGGGUAGAUGUCCACGGGAAUGGCGGGGAUUGUCUUUUGUGGUUUGGGGAUUUGGUUGACAUGAAGAACUAUCCUUCAGGCGGAGAUGUGAUAUAUAUACGAAUGGCACGAGCAGAGAUAGAUGCAAUCGCUCGAGCUAAGAGGAGAAGGCGUAUAAUUACCGUCAGCAUCUCUGUAUCGAUUGUAUGCGGAAUGCUUAUAUUAGCAUUCAUUGGCUGGUACGCUCUCCGAAGAAGCAAAGAGAGGACGAGAGAGGAUAUGCUGAUUUAUCGAGAUUCAGGAGAUGGUGGUCCGGAGGAAGACCUUGAAUUACCCCUUCUUGAUUUCGUUGCGGUUGCUGAUGCCACUAGCAAUUUCGCUUUCCAAAACAAGGUUGGACGGGGCGGGUUCGGUGAAGUAUACAAGGGUGUAUUACCUACAGGACAAGAUGUUGCCGUGAAGAGGCUCUCACUGACCUCUGGGCAGGGCCUGAAAGAGUUCAAGAACGAGGUCAUACUGAUUGCCAAACUUCAACACCGGAAUCUUGUGAAGCUCUUAGGAUGCUGCAUUCAUGGAGAUGAAAGAAUGCUAAUCUACGAGUACUUGCCGAACAAAAGCUUGGACCACCACCUUUUUGAUCCAAAUAGACGUAAACUUGUGACCUGGAAGACACGCUUCAGCAUUAUCAUGGGGAUUGCACGUGGACUUCUCUAUCUCCAUGAAGACUCCAGGCUGAGAAUUAUCCACCGAGACCUCAAACCGAGCAACAUCUUACUAGACAGUGAGAUGAAUCCUAAAAUCUCAGAUUUUGGAAUUGCAAAAAUAUUUAAUGGAGAAAAUACCAGAGAAAUGACCAAUAGGAUAGUUGGCACAUACGGUUAUAUGUCUCCCGAGUAUGCAAUGAAAGGCCACUUUUCAGUAAAAUCAGACAUAUUUAGUUUUGGCGUACUGUUACUGGAGAUUGUAAGCGGCCACAAGAAUUGGGGAUUUUAUCACCCGGACCAUGACCUCAAUCUCGUGGGACAUGCAUGGAAACUGUGGACCGAGGGGAAUCCACUUGGACUAGUAGAUACCCUGAUGGGGGAAGAAUUUCCCUUCAAGGAAGUGAUGAGGUGCAUCCAGGUAGGACUAUUGUGCGUGCAGCAGCGACCCGAAGACCGGCCGACGAUGUCAUUGGUCGUGCUUAUGUUGGGCAGCGAGACUUCUGACAUUCCUGAACCUAAGGAACCGGGAUUCAGUGCUGAGAGCUUCGCUAUGAGCACCGACUCAUCCUCAAGUGUCCAAAGACUUCACUUUUCCAGUGAUAUAACCAUCACAGCUCCGGAGAGUAGAUGAGAAGAAUACUCGAGUGAUGAGAAGAGUUACACUUGAUACAUACGUUUAUCCACGAAAAGAAUGUAGGGCGCAGAUGUGUACAGAUACUUCAUUUUUUUUCUUUUUUUGUUAUAAUUUGAUGCAUAAGAUUUGGAU
This is a messenger RNA of Syzygium oleosum, 2912 nucleotides long. RefSeq names its product G-type lectin S-receptor-like serine/threonine-protein kinase At4g27290. Gene Ontology annotation, molecular function: protein serine/threonine kinase activity; ATP binding. The record is from RefSeq and is a predicted model, not a curated record. The coding region runs from base 153 to 2777 and encodes 874 amino acids. The transcript is spliced from 7 exons. Lineage: Eukaryota; Viridiplantae; Streptophyta; Magnoliopsida; Myrtales; Myrtaceae. Gene Ontology annotation, biological process: recognition of pollen; protein phosphorylation.